This is a messenger RNA of Helianthus annuus (common sunflower), 519 nucleotides long. Its product is annotated as probable disease resistance RPP8-like protein 2. The transcript has a single exon. Gene Ontology annotation, biological process: defense response to fungus. The record is from RefSeq and is a predicted model, not a curated record. Lineage: Eukaryota; Viridiplantae; Streptophyta; Magnoliopsida; Asterales; Asteraceae. Gene Ontology annotation, molecular function: ADP binding. Bases 1 to 519 code for a protein of 172 amino acids.
AUGUAUAUCGUAGAUGUGUUUGUCUCCUGUGUUAACAUUACCACUAUUGGACUUUUUAAAUUGGGGGAGAUUGGAGAUUGCAUUAGAUCCGUGCCCUUUAAUCUUGAUCAUGUUAGGAGAUCUCUGAAGUCCAUCAAGCUAGACUUCAUGAGUAUGGAUUCAUCUCAAAGAACUCUAAAUCAGUCUGUUUCUGCCCCUAUUUCUAGCUAUACAAGUUCAUUAAGAUCCAAGAAAUCAAUAGAUGAAGUCAUUGUGGGGCUUGAUCGUGAUGCUGAGCUCAUAAGAGACAAGUGUCUGGGAAAACCAAAGAAGCUAGAUGUUGUCGCUGUUGUUAGAAUGGGCGGAAUUGGCAAGACUACCCUCGCCACUAAGGUAUUCAAUGAUGAUUAUGUUAAGCAUCAUUUCUGUGUCCAUGUUUGGGUCACUGUUUCUCAGACAUAUGAUAAGCGUGCUGUGUUGGCUCAAAUUCUCGAAUCCAUCCGUGUUCAACUGAACCUCGAAAAGACCAGUGACUCCUAA